Molecule: messenger RNA, 5172 nt
Organism: Pocillopora meandrina
Lineage: Eukaryota; Metazoa; Cnidaria; Anthozoa; Scleractinia; Pocilloporidae
Source: the annotation of a GenBank genome assembly
UGUAAUUUGAAAUUGCCAGGGAACCUACCAAUCAGAAGGCGCGUUAUGAAACUAAUUCGCGCGGGAAGGCCGUUGUUCCCGAAGUCCCUGGUUGAAAUAAAUAGCGAGGUACAGCGACUAACUGAAAAGUUCUGCGUACAUAUAUACAAGAUUGAAAAUGGGAAAGAAGAAAACAGCAUUGGAAGGGAAACAGCCAACUAUAGAACAAGAGAGUGUUGAUGAGGAGAUAUAUGAAGUGGAAAAAGUAGUGGGCAAGCGUAUACAUCAGGGAAAGGUUGAAUACCUUCUUAAAUGGAAGGGAUAUUCUUCCAACGAUAAUACCUGGGAACCCGAGGACAGUUUAGACUGCUCAGAGUUACUUCAAGAAUACGAAAAGAAUAAGGAAAGACAUGAGGCUAGGCUUGAGGCUACAGUAAAAAAGGAGAAAAAAGAGAAAAGGAAAGAACCCAGGUUUGUGAAAUUUGUUUGGAAUAUUUACAUGGUUUGUUCGCUCACGUUGCGAAUGUGAGUAUUUGUCUGUGAUCUCAAAGGUUUAAUUAAUCUUCCAAAGUCAUUACUGAUUCCUCUGAAAACGAACACAGUAGAAGCUCUUGGGAGUAAGAUGGUAAAAUAAUUGUUCAUGUAAUAAUUAAUGGAAAUCUUUCUCGCCGUAUCGUACAUGUAGUCUUAACUUUCCUUAUGCUUAUGUAAGAUUUUUUCCAACAGUCAAGUUACUUGCCUUUUGGUAUCGCUUUCGCAUAUGGUGGGUUAGUUCUCCAUGUCUUACACAGAUAUGCUGCAUUUAUCAUCGAAGACAAUUGGGGGGAAUUAAACUGAUCGUAAAAAAUUUGUGAUCUGUAAGUGCACAUGAUGCCCCAAACCAAACCUGGUGCAUCUUGUGCUUGUAGUAACAUUGGAUUACGUCAGAUUGGUACAGCUCAAUAAAUUGUGAGUUUGAUGUGCAUUUUUAUUGAAGCCCAAAAUGUUUACAGUGUAAUCUUGAUGUUACUUGUAUACUAAUCACCCUUUUUUGGUCAGAUUUGGCAUCAAAAGGUCGUUAUUAAACAUGUAAACACGAAAUUACAGUGCUUUACUUAUUAAAGAGAAUAGGCCUCAUGUAUGGACAAGGUGUUAUUAUUAUAUCUCAUUUCGUUGGCUGAGCAUUAAGUGACCACAAAUUUUCCUAAGGCUUUAAAUUAAUUAUUGUUUUUUGGUGUUGUUUACACCUCAUUGCAUUGUGUGUUUUUUCUUCACAAUUUAUACUGUUAACCCAUCAGACCCUAACAUGAAUACUCUUAUUAUAUGGAUGUGAGUGUUUUACCAACAACCAAAACAUUCAUAGAAUCAAUACGACCACUACAUCCGCAAAUGGAGAGGUCUGUCUUUCAUUUGUAACACAAAUGGCAGUAUUGAGCAACAAAGUCACAAUUCCCUGCCUUUUCAAACUUUGAGGAAUUAACUUUGUUUGUGUGUUGUUUGGUAUAUUAAAUAGCUGCAAGAUUUGUUUUGGUAAGCAAUGAAGAUGUAAAUGCACUUCCCAAACAACUAGAGAACAAGAAAACCAAAAUGGAAUUCAUUUUCAUUGAAGAUUUUCAAUGAAUUCUUGAAAGUUGCAACAAAAUUCAGUUCUGUGUAUGCUGAAUAACCUUCAAAGGUUCAUAGUGAAAAGAGGCUAAAAAUGAAAGUAUGUAUAUGUAAUAAUUCAAGUCAGAGACAGUAAUAAAAUGCUCAUUAAGCCCAUUUAACCAGUUCACACAAGGCAGGAAAUUGAUUUUUUUUUCUGAUAGCCACUUGGCUCCUAAAUUCUUUAACGUAGUAGCCAAUUCAAAAAAAGUUGGUCACCAUUUUCAAAGACAAAUAAAACCUUUUUUUAUGCUGUCAGUGGUCCAGAUAGACCCUCCAAAAUUAAGUUAGUGAAAAGAUCUUUAAUGUGUUACAAAGUGGACACUAGGAUGGAUGAUAUACAAAGUUCAAGCUCACCUAAUCCAAGAUGGUGUCUAGUUAUUUAUCGAGAUACAUGUGCUGUGUUUUGGAAACAAACUUAACAAGGAAGUUUGCUGCCGAUUUAUCUUUGCAAAUCUUUUUAAUUUACUAUAUCCCUUAGUAAGGUUAUGAUGAAACAUUCUAGUUGCCAAUUUGGCAACUAAUUUUCAGGAUUGGGUUGCAAAAGUGAAAAAUUUAGUCACAUUGGUGCCUGUGUUUAGGUGCAAUUUCACACCUUGUCCCAUGUAUUUUGGCCUAACUGACCUUAUUAUAAUUUGGGCAACAGAUAUUUUGUUUGUAUUGUUACCCAGUAAUUGUAUUAAAGCCAGCUUUUCAGUUUGUACCCUGUAUAUUUAUUGUCCAUAUAAUAUCUCACUCAUGAGAUAUUAUUCUUGCUACUUGAAAAUUAAGUUAAUAUCUUCUUGCCACCAUGUAAUAUCCUCUUUAUAUUCUCCACUCUGUUCUCUAUACAUUUCUUAAGGUGUUGACAAGGAGAAUUUGUUUAACAAUCAAGAGCUUCUCUAGUUGAUGAUGAUUUCAUUUAUUCUUGAGAGAUUCAGGAGGUGAUAUUGUGUGGAGAAAUUAGAUUCUAAUCCCUCAAAGGGGACAAGAGGUGGAAGAGGAGAUGUUCUAGAUUUUAACUAAAAUUAAUGGUGUUCUAACUCAACCUUCUUUCUUCAGUGAAAUUAAGGCUGAGGGUAAAAACAAGAGGCGAAAACUUGCAGAAACUGUUGGUGAUAAGAAGGAAAAAUCUUACCAGCAAGCAAAUGAGUCGAAUGAUGUCACUGAAGAGGAGCCUGGAAAAGAAGAUGAUGUAGAUCCCCUUGCUGAAGGGUGGGAAGCUUCUGAUAUUCUUGGAGCCACAGAUGUGGAAGGGAAGGUUCAUUUCCUUAUAAAAUGGUAAGUUUGGGUUGACUUGUGAUGGUAGCCUGCAUUGUAGGCUUGUUAUUAGAGCAAGUUAACAUUAUGAGCUCACAGUUCUUUAUUCAACCAACCAUGUUUGAUUUAGAGUUGGAAUGAACAGUGGGCAAAGAGGACAGAGAAAGGCAAGAAGAUGAGACACCCUUUGAUUAGGUGUGCAUCUCUGCAUUUCUGCAUUUCUGGAAGUGAGCUUAUAACCAAUCAAAAGUAGUUUAUUUAAAAACUGGAGGCACUGUCUUCCAACAAAAACAAACACAUGCAGAGCUAAUGACGAAACAGUUUCUUUCAGGAAGGAUAGAAAUGGCUGAGAGAAAACCUCCUCUGCAGUUAUCUUUACGCAGAUAUCUUCAUAAAGAGGAAUAUCUUCCUCUUGAUGACCAUGUUACAAAUUAAGAAGACCAAAAGGUGCAAAAUGAUGAUAAAUGUUGACUUUUUUUGUAAUUUAUUUUUCCAGGAAAGACACUGAUAGAGCAGAUUUGAUACCAUCCACUAUUGCAAAUAAAAGAUGGCCACAGAUAGUUAUUAAGUUUUAUGAAGACAGGGUAACAUGGACCCAAACAAAUGAUAAGGAGGAAAAUGGAGACAGCUGAGGGAGUUUUUACCCAUCAUCUUUUUAUUUGGCAGCUUGAUGUUUGUAAAAACUAUCUGAAAUCAGUUGCUGUAUAGGCUUAUCACUGUUCUACCUAAUCUGCAACAAGACUAUACAAAUUACGUGGAAAGGUUUUUACGUCAAGUCAGAAGGACACAUGAGGCACAAGUUUGUUUGCUUUGAUGUUCUCAGCAUCUGUUUUGUUUAUUUUUGGAUACUUUUUAACAACAACACAACAAUAGCUAGUUCAGGGUUUAUGAUGUCAAUGAUACCUUUGAAAGUUAAGGAAUUCUACAUUAUAAUUUUCCAGGCCUUGAAAGUUGUGGUGUGUGCCAUCUUUAUCACUGAAAAUGACUGGAAAUAAUGUAUUUAAGAAUGACAAGGGAAAAAAAUACCUUUAUUUCCUAAUUUAUUCUAUAUUAUUUUUGAGCCAUUUCUCAAGGUCAAUGAUAACAGCAAAGAGGACCAGGAAAGGGUCAAAGAAAAGCAGGGCAUUUUAUGAUUUUAAAAGAAAUACAACCUUGUACAAUAGAUCCUGUUUUUGAGAUUAAGGAAUAUAAAUGUAGCUUCGGAUGGCAAUUGAUGAUAAUAGGACUGAGUGGAGUUCAAUUAAGUCUGUUACUGUACAAGUGAGUAGUGAAAUUGGACAAGCAGGAAGUGAGAAUCCAACUUGUUAUUAGAGUAUUAUUAAAGACAAUUGGAUGAAACAAAGUCCUGUUACUAAUUAAUCAAAACUAUGGCAAAAUUUUAGACUCAAAUUAAUUUUUAAUGUUAUACAUUUUCAUGCAAAAAAACAACAGUUAACCUGGCGAAAUGUGAGACAACAGAGCAUGCAUGUUGUUCAUUUGUACAGCCAUUACACGCACACUGUCCAAUUACAUAGACAUGAUGCAUACAUUGUCCAAUUUCAAGCAUGACUCGUUCACUGUCCUAUUGGUGCUCAAAUCUGGCUGGUGAUAACCAAUCAUGGUAAAUAAUUUUGUUCUAGUUUUGAUUAUGUUAGAAAUAACUACCAUUUAUUCUACUUGUUUUAACUCAAGGGAUUAUGUGUACUUUGUAAGUAAAGACUUGUUUAUUUUAUGAGCCUAUGUUAUGCGCAAUGUAGAAAUAAAACAAGAAAUAACAUGUUAACCCUUAAACUCCAAGAAGUGAUUAACAUGUACCUCCCCUCCAAAAAUCCAUACAUUACCCAACAAACAGUAAUUAAUGAGAAUACUCAAACUGAUCAGGUAGAAGUUGUUGUCUUGAUCCAACCCUAAAGUCUUGUAUCUAAUUUACAGGGAAUUUGUAACAUCUAGAGGGUACAAUUCACUAACAAAUCUUAGGAGUUAACCAUUUAACUCCCACAUCAAAUUUGUAAGUCUCCCUGUCAACCAUACAAUUAUAAUAUUAGUUCAGUUUGGAUCAAUUAGUUAUCCCCAAAUUGAUGUUUUUCUUUAUUCUCAUCACCAAUCUGGUUGAUGUUGUAUAGAUAUUUUAAGGAAAAAUUCUGUCUUGGUCACUCAUGGGAGUUAACCCUUUAACAUCCAUAAGGGGUUAAAAUAGUAUCUUUUACAGUGACGUGGUUUUGCAAUUCAGUCAUUUGUAAGCUUUUCUUUUUAAGACCCAUUUGAAAAACCAUCAUCUUAGACUUGAAAAUAUCCAGGUAACGAUCCAAGGAAAAGCCAAAUUCUUGCCAGCAAGAUGAUGGAAAUUUUGUU